AUGCCAACUUUCUGGCACUAUGCCAAGUAUAUCAAUAUUCCAUAUCGGAGCAAACUCGUCGAGAAAAUCGAGCCCGGACAAACGCUGAUCAUUCGGGGAAAAACGAAUGAGGACGCGAAACGCUUCAACAUCAACCUUCACAAGGACAGCCCGGAUUUCUCGGGCAACGACGUCCCACUUCAUAUCUCCGUUCGCUUCGAUGAGGGAAAGCUCGUUUUCAACACGUACUCGAAGGGAGCUUGGGGAAAAGAAGAACGACAGAAAAAUCCCGUCAAAAAGGGAGAGCCAUUCGACAUCCGCAUCCGUGCUCACGACAAUAAGUUCACUGUCUACGUUGAUCGAGUUCAAGUGAAAGAGUUCGAGCAUCGAAUCCCACUUCAACACGUCUCGCAUCUCUCAAUCGAUGGUGACGUCACUCUCAAUCAUGUGCAAUGGGGAGGAAAAUAUUAUCCAGUUCCCUAUGAAAGCGGAAUCGCCGGUGAGGGUCUUGUGCCCGGGAAAACCCUCGUCAUCUAUGGAACACCCGAGAAAAAGGCUAAACGCUUCAACAUCAACUUGAUAAAAAAAAAUGGUGACAUUGCUCUUCAUUUCAAUCCACGUUUCGAUGAAAAGAAAGGACCCGGUUUAAUUUGCGGAAAAGUCGUGCCCGGAGGUGUCGUUCGCAAUUCGCUCAUUUCGGGAGAUUGGGGAAAUGAGGAGAGAGAAGGCAAGAAUCCUUUUGAGAGAGGACACGGUUUCGAUCUCGAGAUUCGCAACGAGGAAUUCGCUUUUCAGAUUUUCAUCAACGGUGAACGCUUCUGCUCGUACGCUCAUCGUGUUGAGCCGAAAGACAUCGGAGGAUUGCAAAUCCAGGGAGACAUCGAUGUGACCGGCAUCCAAAUGGUCAACCAGCAGGAU
Molecule: messenger RNA, 897 nt
Organism: Mesorhabditis belari
Lineage: Eukaryota; Metazoa; Nematoda; Chromadorea; Rhabditida; Rhabditidae
Source: the annotation of a GenBank genome assembly